Messenger RNA from Loxodonta africana (African savanna elephant), 3012 nucleotides. RefSeq names its product heat shock protein 90 alpha family class A member 1 (gene HSP90AA1). The transcript is spliced from 11 exons. Gene Ontology annotation, molecular function: ATP-dependent protein folding chaperone; ATP hydrolysis activity; ATP binding. Gene Ontology annotation, cellular component: perinuclear region of cytoplasm; cytosol; plasma membrane. Bases 133 to 2334 code for a protein of 733 amino acids. Gene Ontology annotation, biological process: cellular response to heat; protein stabilization; protein folding. NCBI's taxonomy places the organism in Eukaryota, Metazoa, Chordata, Mammalia, Proboscidea, Elephantidae. The record is from RefSeq and is a predicted model, not a curated record.
GAGGCUUCUGGAAAAGGCGCCGCGCGCUGGGCGGGCCCGCGUCUAUAUAAGGGAGGCGCGGGGGCGGCGCGCCAGUUGCUUCUGCGUCCUGGUGCCGCUGUGUCUCGGAGCCCGUGCCGUCCUUUCGCCAAGAUGCCCGAGGAGACCCAGACCCAAGACCAGCCCAUGGAGGAGGAGGAGGUGGAGACGUUCGCCUUCCAGGCCGAGAUCGCUCAGUUGAUGUCCUUGAUCAUCAAUACAUUCUACUCCAACAAAGAAAUCUUUCUGAGGGAGCUGAUUUCAAAUUCAUCAGAUGCUCUGGACAAAAUUAGAUACGAAAGCUUGACGGAUCCCAGUAAGCUGGAUUCUGGGAAAGAGCUACAUAUUAAUCUCAUUCCCAACAAGCAAGACCGAACCCUCACGAUUGUGGACACUGGAAUUGGGAUGACCAAGGCCGACUUGAUCAAUAAUCUUGGUACCAUCGCCAAGUCGGGUACCAAAGCGUUCAUGGAAGCUUUGCAGGCUGGUGCAGACAUCUCCAUGAUUGGCCAGUUCGGUGUGGGGUUUUAUUCUGCAUAUUUGGUUGCUGAGAAAGUGACCGUGAUCACCAAACAUAAUGAUGAUGAACAGUAUGCAUGGGAGUCUUCGGCAGGAGGGUCUUUCACAGUGAGGACAGACACAGGUGAACCCAUCGGCCGUGGAACCAAGGUUAUUCUGCAUCUGAAAGAAGACCAGACCGAGUACUUGGAGGAGAGAAGAAUGAAGGAGAUAGUGAAGAAACAUUCCCAGUUUAUUGGUUAUCCGAUCACUCUCUUUGUGGAGAAAGAACGAGAUAAAGAAGUGAGUGAUGAUGAGGCUGAAGAAAAGGAAGAGAAAGAGGAAGAGAAAGAAAAAGAAGAAAAGGAGUCCGAUGAUAAGCCUGAAAUAGAAGAUGUUGGUUCUGAUGAAGAGGAAGAAGAGAAAAAGGAUGGUGACAAGAAGAAGAAAAAGAAGAUAAAGGAAAAGUACAUCGACCAAGAGGUACUCAACAAAACAAAGCCCAUUUGGACCAGAAAUCCUGAUGAUAUUACCAAUGAAGAAUAUGGAGAAUUUUAUAAGAGCUUGACCAAUGACUGGGAAGAUCACUUGGCUGUGAAGCAUUUCUCAGUUGAAGGACAGCUAGAAUUCAGAGCCCUUCUCUUUGUCCCAAGACGUGCUCCGUUUGACCUGUUUGAAAACAGAAAGAAAAAGAACAAUAUUAAAUUGUAUGUACGCAGAGUUUUCAUCAUGGAUAACUGUGAGGAGCUAAUUCCUGAGUACCUGAAUUUCAUUAGAGGCGUGGUGGACUCUGAGGAUCUCCCUCUAAAUAUUUCCCGUGAGAUGUUGCAACAAAGCAAAAUUUUGAAAGUUAUCAGGAAGAACUUGGUCAAAAAGUGCUUAGAACUCUUCACUGAACUGGCAGAAGAUAAAGAGAACUACAAAAAGUUUUACGAGCAGUUCUCUAAAAACAUUAAGCUCGGGAUACACGAAGACUCUCAAAAUCGGAAGAAGCUCUCUGAGCUGUUAAGAUACUACACAUCGGCUUCAGGUGAUGAGAUGGUUUCCCUCAAGGACUACUGCACCCGAAUGAAGGAGAACCAGAAACACAUUUACUACAUCACCGGUGAAACCAAGGACCAAGUUGCUAACUCGGCCUUUGUGGAACGGCUCCGGAAGCAUGGCUUAGAGGUGAUCUAUAUGAUCGAGCCCAUCGAUGAGUACUGUGUCCAACAGCUGAAGGAAUUUGAGGGGAAGACCUUAGUGUCAGUCACCAAAGAGGGUCUGGAACUUCCAGAAGACGAAGACGAGAAAAAGAAACAAGAGGAGAAAAAAACAAAGUUUGAAAACCUCUGCAAAAUCAUGAAAGACAUUUUGGAGAAAAAAGUUGAAAAGGUGGUGGUGUCAAACCGAUUGGUCACGUCCCCAUGCUGUAUUGUCACCAGCACGUACGGCUGGACGGCAAAUAUGGAAAGAAUCAUGAAGGCUCAGGCCCUAAGAGACAACUCGACAAUGGGCUACAUGGCAGCAAAGAAGCACCUGGAGAUAAAUCCGGAUCAUUCCAUCAUUGAGACCUUGCGGCAGAAAGCUGAGGCCGACAAGAACGAUAAGUCUGUGAAGGAUCUGGUCAUCUUGCUCUAUGAGACCGCCCUCCUGUCCUCUGGCUUUAGUCUAGAGGACCCCCAGACACACGCUAACAGGAUCUACAGGAUGAUCAAGCUUGGUCUGGGUAUUGAUGAAGAUGACCCUACUGCUGACGAUACCAGUGCUGCUGUCGCUGAAGAAAUGCCGCCCCUCGAAGGAGACGACGACACGUCGCGCAUGGAAGAAGUUGACUGAGCUCUGCCCGAGGAAUCGCUGUACACGUGUGCGAUACUUUUGUCUUCAUUCCCUCUGAUAUAUUUUUAAGGAUUCUUUUCUUUAUUUUUGUUAACAUUUUAAAAAUGUGUAUGGCAUGACAAUAAGGGGAAGAUAAGAUUUUUUUCUGCUUUUAAGUGUGAUGCUGUGACACUUUCGGCACUAAAGCAGAGUAAUGUCUCUAGUUUCACGUUGGCUUAUUUAACAGAUGGAGGUAACGUUGUCGUAAGGUGUGUGUAACCUCAUGUUAACUGAGUGCUCCAAAGUGUUUAGAUAUUGAGCAGAUUCCUUAGCCAAAUUUUUGUCACUGAGGUGUUUGAGAUAUAAUUUGAUGUUUAAAAGAAGUCUUUGUUAAAAUAACUCGGGUUUCACCUUUUAGGAUCUUGUUUUUAAGCCUUCAUCUCUCGUAGUUACCAACUCUGCAUGUACUAGGCUAGAAAUUAGUAUGCUACACUGACCCAACUUGAUGGGACCUAAGUAUCCAUAGGGCUCGUUUCCAAAGAAAAAUGUAUUGAUUAGAGUAGCAAAAUUUUGCGCCUGUCUAGGUCAUUGUAAAGGCAGUGUGAAAAGUAACCCCGCCGAGCUUGUGAGUGGACGUGUAGUUCCCAGGUCACCUGCUGCGUCAAAUGAUGUAAUAAAUACAGUUAAGUUUAAAAGAAA